Molecule: messenger RNA, 1683 nt
Organism: Fusarium musae
Lineage: Eukaryota; Fungi; Ascomycota; Sordariomycetes; Hypocreales; Nectriaceae
Exons: 3
Coding region: 1-1683 (560 amino acids)
Molecular function (GO): NADP binding; flavin adenine dinucleotide binding; N,N-dimethylaniline monooxygenase activity
Source: RefSeq, a predicted model, not a curated record
AUGUCCGCUGAACAACACCAAAAGCCUAAGCAGAUCCGAUGCACCAUUAUCGGAGCUGGCUACGCAUCUUCUGAUGAGAUCCAGGGGUACCUAAAAGGUGUUACCAGGCACUUCGAUCUCGAGCGAUAUAUAUUCUUCAACACCAAAGUGGUCUCCGCCAGAUGGACUGAAAGCGACAGUACCUGGACUGUGCAGUUAGAAAAUGGCUCUCUUGUGACAUCAGAGAUCCUGUUAAAUGCUGGCGGCAUUCUCAAUCACCCACAAAUUCCCAACAUUGAGGGGCUGUCCGACUUUAGUGGUCCGUUUCUACAUACAGCAUCAUGGGAUCAUUCAAUUGACCUCCGUGGAAAGCGUGUCGGCGUAAUUGGCGCCGGAGCCAGUGCGAUUCAAUUAGUUCCCUCGAUACAGCCUCUGGUCCGAGAUAUGAAGGUUUUUAUUCGCACACCUUCCUGGAUUGCACCACCAGUAGCUCUGCCGGAUCCCAACGCGACGAAUUAUACCUACACCCCAGAAGAGAGGGCCGUUUUCGAGGUAAACAAGGAGAUGUAUCUCGAUACCAGAAAGGGAUUGGAGGAUCAGUUCAACGGCAUGUUCCGCCUCUUUAUCAAGUCCAGUCCAGAACAAAAGAGGACGCGCAACAUGUUCGAGUCGCGCAUGAAACAGCUUAUCCCUGACCAAGACCUCCAGAGGAAACUGAUACCCCCAUUCGAGGCCGGAUGUCGAAGAAUCAAUCCGGGAGAAGGGUUUCUUACCGCCUUGCAAAGGCCAAACGUUGAGCCAGUAUUCGACUCAAUCGAAAAAGUGACUCGUGGUGGCAUCGUGGCUGGUGGCAAAGAAUAUCCAGCAGAUGUCUUGGUGGCAGCUACAGGAUUCAACACGACCUUCAGACCUCGCUUUCCUAUAGUCGGUCGCAAUGGCGUCAACCUCCAAGAUGCAUGGCAAGAACAUCCUGAGUCGUAUCUCGGUCUCGGUGUUGCAGGCUUUCCCAAUUACCUUAUCUUCUUGGGACCAAACACUCCAAUCUCAAAUGGAAGUCUGAUGGGCUCUGUGGAAGCGACCGCCGACUACUUCAUUCGUCUCCUCCAUAAAAUGAUUCGACAGCGUGUCAAGUCCUUCGAGGUGAGAGUUGAUGCCCAAGAAGACUUCAAUAUCCAUACGCAGACGGUCAUGCAAGACAUGGUGUGGACUGGAACUUGUCGCAGUUGGUGUAAGUUGUUUGUUUCCGGCCAUCACUGUCGUACGUUGUAUCAGCCAGUUGACCAUGUUACAGACAAACAGGGUACAAAUGGAAAAGUAACUGGACUUUGGCCAGGUAGUUCACUCCACUACAUCCAGGUCCUCUCAGAAGAUCGCUGGGAGGAUUAUAAAUGGACUCAUGAAUUGGAGAGGUACAGUUACUGGGGUCAUGGACUUUCCUGGAUUGAAGAGCCUAGUCUUGAUCCGUUGGGCGCAACAAAGCAGGAUAUGAUUGAAGCUAUGACGACUUUGCCAAAGAAGGACUCUGACUUGAGCUUCUAUCUAUGGAAGAGCAGUCCUCUGCCUGAGACCUGUUUUGCAAGUGGGCCCCCAGUGGAAGAAGUCCAGGACGGCGGCGACAUGGCAUUGAGGAAGGAUUUGCAUGCCACUACGGCUUCAGAGGUUGAUAAACAUGCUGCGGUAGCUUGUAUUACUGUACCUGUUUAG